This is a messenger RNA of Moneuplotes crassus, 689 nucleotides long. Lineage: Eukaryota; Ciliophora; Spirotrichea; Euplotida; Euplotidae. The record is from the annotation of a GenBank genome assembly.
CCUUGAAGAAGACAAGAUUGAAAUCUACAAUUCUUUACUUCCUAACAAAUGAAAGCAGGUUAAAAAGAACUCUAGUUUUGGCAGACCAAUAUCUACAUUAGUUAAUUCAAAAUCGAGGAAUUUUAAUAUGAAGAAGAGUAAUUUGACUGGAGUACAUAAGGGAUUUCAAACAAAACAAUUGCCUACAACUAUCAGUUCCCCGUUAAACGAGGGAGUAAUGAAAUCAACUAUGCAUCCUUUCAGAGGAAUCCAUGAAUUUCAAAGCAAUCAAACCCCAUUCAACUACAAACUAUCAAGAUGUAGCAUGGACUCUAAUCUAAAAUGAAGAAGAAAUAUUAGUACAAAAGGAAUAUUUGGCUCAAAGCAUACCCCAAACCGUCGAUCAAAAAUCAUCCAACUCCCAAAGCCAUCACUGAACUCCAAGGCUCCUUUCAAGAAGAGUAAAUUCAGCACUAUCACCUGCUCUGAAGGGACACUUCGGUCAAUCCUGGGUUGCAAAGUCAUUGACCAGAGUAAGUCCCAAUUUGAGAACCUCACUAAGCGGAUCAACAAGAUGUGUAAGAAAAACGACCAGACCUCAAAGCAAGCCAAGCUGGAGAAUUCUCUUCGUACAAAAUUCUCAAGGAAUUCAAAAUCUAGGAAGAAACUUAUGUUCAAGUCUUUACCCGUUCUUUAAAGUCAAUUGUAGA